Messenger RNA from Choloepus didactylus (southern two-toed sloth), 372 nucleotides. Its product is annotated as 60S ribosomal protein L31-like. Lineage: Eukaryota; Metazoa; Chordata; Mammalia; Pilosa; Megalonychidae. Gene Ontology annotation, molecular function: structural constituent of ribosome. Gene Ontology annotation, cellular component: cytosolic large ribosomal subunit; ribosome. The transcript has 2 exons. Gene Ontology annotation, biological process: cytoplasmic translation. The coding region runs from base 1 to 372 and encodes 123 amino acids. The record is from RefSeq and is a predicted model, not a curated record.
AUGGCUCCUAUAAAGAAGGGUGGCAAGAAGAAGAAGAAGAAGAGCUAUUCUGCCAUCAAUGAGGGAAGGAGAAACAUCAUCAACGUUCACCAGCACAUCCACGGAGUGGCCUUCAAGAAGACCCAUGGGCUCUCAAGAGACCAGAAAGUUGCCAUGAAGGAGAUGAGAAUGCCAGAUGCAAGCAUUCACACCAGGUUCAACAAAGCUGUCUGGGUCACAGUGGUAAGGAAUGUCCCAUGCAGUAUCCAUGUACAGUUGUCCAGAAAAUGUAAUGAGGAAAAAGAGUCACCACAUAAGUUCUAUACAUUGGUUACUUAUGUACUAGGCACCGUUUUCAAAAAUCUACAGAUAGUCAAUGUGGAUGAAAACUAG